AGACAGCGGAGCUAGAGGGAGAAAAAAAAAAAAAAGCAUGUCUGGGACGUCGGGGGUACGUCACGGUGACGUCACGGCAGAGCGGAGAACUACAGAUCCCGGCGGGCUGUGCGCGGCCAGGAAAGGGAGCCUUCUACAAUGAAGCUGUACUGCUUGUCCGGCCAUCCCACGCUGCCAUGCAACAUCCUGAAGUUCAAGUCCACGACCAUCAUGCUGGACUGCAGCCUGGACAUGACCUCGGUCCUCAGCUUUCUCCCGCUCCCUCUGGUGCACAGCACUCGUCUGUCCAAAUUGCCCGGCUGGAUCUCAAAGGAUGGAAGUGCCCAGCUGGAGAAGGAACUGAAGGAGUGCUCAGGACAUGUAUUUGUGGACUCUGUGCCCGAAUUCUGCCUCCCAGAAACGCAGCUCAUAGAUCUGUCUACUGUAGAUGUGAUCCUAAUCUCUAACUAUCACUGUAUGAUGGCACUGCCAUACAUCACCGAGCACACCGGAUUCACCGGCACCGUCUACGCCACCGAGCCCACCGUACAGAUUGGCAGGUUGCUCAUGGAAGAACUGGUUAAUUUCGUGGAACGGGUCCCGAAGGCGCAGUCCGCCACCAUGUGGAAGCGCAAGGACAAUCAGAGGCAGCUGCCGCCCCCCCUGAAGGACGCUGUCGAGGUGUUCACGUGGCGCAAGUGUUACACGAUGCAGGAGGUGAACGCCGCGCUCAGCAAGAUACAGCUCGUGGGGUACUCCCAGAAAAUAGAGCUUUUUGGUGCCGUACAGGUGACGCCGCUCAGUUCCGGUUAUGCUCUCGGCAGCUCUAAUUGGAUUAUUCAGUCCCAUUAUGAAAAGGUCUCUUAUGUGUCGGGGUCUUCACUUCUAACUACCCACCCACAGCCAAUGGAUCAGACAUCUCUUAAGAACAGUGACGUCCUCAUCCUCACCGGUCUCACCCAGAUUCCCACUGCCAAUCCAGACGGCAUGGUGGGCGAGUUCUGCAGUAAUCUGGCAAUGACGAUUCGUAAUGGCGGUAACGUGCUGGUGCCGUGCUACCCCUCUGGCGUCAUCUACGACCUCCUGGAGUGCCUGUUCCAGUACAUCGACUCUGCCGGACUCUCCAACGUCCCCUUCUACUUCAUUUCUCCCGUGGCCAACAGCUCCCUCGAGUUCUCCCAGAUCUUUGCGGAGUGGCUCUGCCACAACAAGCAGAAUAAGGUCUAUCUCCCAGAACCUCCAUUUCCUCAUGCCGAGUUGAUCCAGACCAAUAAACUGAAGCAUUAUCCCAACAUCCACAGCGACUUCAGUAACGACUUCAAGCAGCCGUGCGUGGUGUUUACGGGUCACCCCACCCUGCGCUUUGGAGACGUGGUGCAUUUCAUGGAGCUGUGGGGGAAGUCCAGCCUGAACACCAUCAUCUUCACCGAGCCGGACUUCUCUUACCUGGACGCCCUGGCUCCGUACCAGCCGCUGGCCAUGAAAUGCGUCUACUGCCCCAUCGACACGCGUCUCAAUUUCAUCCAAGUGUCAAAGCUUCUCAAGGAAGUCCAGCCCCUCCAUGUUGUGUGCCCUGAACAGUACACCCAGCCACCGGCGUCUCAGUCCCACCGCUCCGACCUUAUGAUCGACUGUCUGCCGCCGCCCAUGUCCUAUCGCCGGGCAGAGGUGCUGACCCUGCCCUUCAAGAGGCGCUAUGAGAAGAUAGAAAUCAUGCCAGAGCUGGCGGAGUCCCUGGUGCCCAAGGAGAUUAAACCCGGAGUUUCCCUGGCUAUGGUGUCUGCCGUUCUCUAUACCAAAGACAACAAGCAUGUCCUGCAGCCUCCACCUAAACCCGCGGCGCCAGCCCAGUCCAGCAAGAAGAGGAAGCGAGCGACUGAGGAGAAUCCAGAGAGCCAGCAAUGCAAGCCACUGCUGAGCGGCUCCAUCCCCGUGGAACAGUUCGUCCAAACUCUGGAGAAACACGGUUUCUCAGACGUGAAGCUUGAAGACACCUCCAAGGGCCACAUGGUGCACUUACAAGAGGCGGACACUCUUAUCCAGUUCGAGGAGGAUUCCACACACAUCAUCUGUGAACAUGACGAGCGCCUGAGGGUCAGACUCCGGGACCUGGUCCUCAAGUUCCUACAAAAGUUCUAGACGAGAGGAUUUGCUGAGUGCAAUCUGCAGCAGAUGCAAUUCUCGUUGUGGCCACUAGAGGGCGCAGUGUGAUUAUGCUGGAACCAGCAGUAGCUUCUGGGGUGGCCAGACUGGCUGUGUGCUGUAGUGCUAGUCACAUAAUGGACUGUAGGGGGAGUGUUACAUAUGUAAAUCAACGCUUGUGUACAGCACAGAGUAUUUGUAGCUCAAUUUUUGUA
Bufo gargarizans (Asiatic toad) is the source of this 2336-nucleotide messenger RNA. It is a transcript of the gene INTS9, whose product is annotated as integrator complex subunit 9. The record is from RefSeq and is a predicted model, not a curated record. Bases 139 to 2118 code for a protein of 659 amino acids. Gene Ontology annotation, cellular component: integrator complex. NCBI's taxonomy places the organism in Eukaryota, Metazoa, Chordata, Amphibia, Anura, Bufonidae. The transcript is spliced from 17 exons. Gene Ontology annotation, biological process: snRNA processing.